AUGCAAAAUUCCAAGAACAAGGGCCUAGCGUCUGCAAAAAAUCAAGAACAAGGGCCUAGCCGUCUGCAAAAACUCAAGAACAAGGGCCUCGUGCCUGCUCACCCUCGUGCCUGCUCACCCUCGUGCCUGCUCACCCUCGUGCCUGCUCACCCUCGUGCCUGCUCACCCUCGUGCCUGCUCACCCUCGUGCCUGCUCACCCUCGUGCCUGCUCACCCUCGUGCCUGCUCACCCUCGUGCCUGCUCACCCUCGUGCCUGCUCACCCUCGUGCCUGCUCACCCUCGUGCCUGCUCACCCUCGUGCCUGCUCACCCUCGUGCCUGCUCACCCUCGUGCCUGCUCACCCUCGUGCCUGCUCACCCUCGUGCCUGCUCACCCUCGUGCCUGCUCACCCUCGUGCCUGCUCACCCUCGUGCCUGCUCACCCUCGUGCCUGCUCACCCUCGUGCCUGCUCACCCUCGUGCCUGCUCACCCUCGUGCCUGCUCACCCUCGUGCCUGCUCACCCUCGUGCCUGCUCACCCUCGUGCCUGCUCACCCUCGUGCCUGCUCACCCUCGUGCCUGCUCACCCUCGUGCCUGCUCACCCUCGUGCCUGCUCACCCUCGUGCCUGCUCACCCUCGUGCCUGCUCACCCUCGUGCCUGCUCACCCUCGUGCCUGCUCACCCUCGUGCCUGCUCACCCUCGUGCCUGCUCACCCUCGUGCCUGCUCACCCUCGUGCCUGCUCACCCUCGUGCCUGCUCACCCUCGUGCCUGCUCACCCUCGUGCCUGCUCACCCUCGUGCCUGCUCACCCUCGUGCCUGCUCACCCUCGUGCCUGCUCACCCUCGUGCCUGCUCACCCUCGUGCCUGCUCACCCUCGUGCCUGCUCACCCUCGUGCCUGCUCACCCUCGUGCCUGCUCACCCUCGUGCCUGCUCACCCUCGUGCCUGCUCACCCUCGUGCCUGCUCACCCUCGUGCCUGCUCACCCUCGUGCCUGCUCACCCUCGUGCCUGCUCACCCUCGUGCCUGCUCACCCUCGUGCCUGCUCACCCUCGUGCCUGCUCACCCUCGUGCCUGCUCACCCUCGUGCCUGCUCACCCUCGUGCCUGCUCACCCUCGUGCCUGCUCACCCUCGUGCCUGCUCACCCUCGUGCCUGCUCACCCUCGUGCCUGCUCACCCUCGUGCCUGCUCACCCUCGUGCCUGCUCACCCUCGUGCCUGCUCACCCUCGUGCCUGCUCACCCUCGUGCCUGCUCACCCUCGUGCCUGCUCACCCUCGUGCCUGCUCACCCUCGUGCCUGCUCACCCUCGUGCCUGCUCACCCUCGUGCCUGCUCACCCUCGUGCCUGCUCACCCUCGUGCCUGCUCACCCUCGUGCCUGCUCACCCUCGUGCCUGCUCACCCUCGUGCCUGCUCACCCUCGUGCCUGCUCACCCUCGUGCCUGCUCACCCUCGUGCCUGCUCACCCUCGUGCCUGCUCACCCUCGUGCCUGCUCACCCUCGUGCCUGCUCACCCUCGUGCCUGCUCACCCUCGUGCCUGCUCACCCUCGUGCCUGCUCACCCUCGUGCCUGCUCACCCUCGUGCCUGCUCACCCUUGCCCCUGCUCUCACCUACCCACGCCACGCCACCUGUGUGCUCUGGUCGUGUCUCCUCCAUCCCCCACCGCCCUUUCUAUCCGCCAUGCUUCUAUCCCCCCCCUCAACCCCAUUGCUUAUCCACCACUCAUGCGUCCAACCUCUCUCACCCUCCACUCCCCCCCCUCCCCCCCCUUCCCUCCUCUCCGGCCCGCCGGCCCCCUGUGCCCCGCGCAGCUUCAUUCUGUAUGCCAUCGCCCUGCUGCCAUGCAACCAGCACCCCUCACCCCCUGCCACUGCUGCCACCGCUGCCACCAGUGCCAGCAGUGGCAGCAGCGGGGGAGGGGGAGGAGGGGAGGGGAUGCGGGGGGGCGUGGUGACAGCGGCGGAGGGGUUGGCUCGCAUGGCACUCUUCCUCAAUUCCGUCGGCCGGUGGGUGCUGGGUGCUGGCUGCUGCCUGCUGGGUGGGUGCUGGCUGCUGCCUGCUGGGUGGGUGCUGGCUGCUGCCUGCUGGGUGGGUGCUGGCUGCUGCCUGCUGGGUGGGUGCUGGCUGCUGCCUGCUGGGUGGGUGCUGGCUGCUGCCUGCUGGGUGGGUGCUGGCUGCUGCCUGCUGGGUGGGUGCUGGCUGCUGCCUGCUGGGUGGGUGCUGGCUGCUGCCUGCUGGGUGGGUGCUGGCUGCUGCCUGCUGGGUGGGUGCUGGCUGCUGCCUGCUGGGUGGGUGCUGGCUGCUGCCUGCUGGGUGGGUGCUGGCUGCUGCCUGCUGGGUGGGUGCUGGCUGCUGCCUGCUGGGUGGGUGCUGGCUGCUGCCUGCUGGGUGGGUGCUGGCUGCUGCCUGCUGGGUGGGUGCUGGCUGCUGCCUGCUGGGUGGGUGCUGGCUGCUGCCUGCUGGGUGGGUGCUGGCUGCUGCCUGCUGGGUGGGUGCUGGCUGCUGCCUGCUGGGUGGGUGCUGGCUGCUGCCUGCUGGGUGGGUGCUGGCUGCUGCCUGCUGGGUGGGUGCUGGCUGCUGCCUGCUGGGUGGGUGCUGGCUGCUGCCUGCUGGGUGGGUGCUGGCUGCUGCCUGCUGGGUGGGUGCUGGCUGCUGCCUGCUGGGUGGGUGCUGGCUGCUGCCUGCUGGGUGGGUGCUGGCUGCUGCCUGCUGGGUGGGUGCUGGCUGCUGCCUGCUGGGUGGGUGCUGGCUGCUGCCUGCUGGGUGGGUGCUGGCUGCUGCCUGCUGGGUGGGUGCUGGCUGCUGCCUGCUGGGUGGGUGCUGGCUGCUGCCUGCUGGGUGGGUGCUGGCUGCUGCCUGCUGGGUGGGUGCUGGCUGCUGCCUGCUGGGUGGGUGCUGGCUGCUGCCUGCGUGCUGGGUGGCCGCUGUGUGCAUUGUGCUGGCACGGCACAGGGGUACGGCACGGAGGCGGGCAUGAUGGUGGCGCUGUACGGCAUGGGCGAGCUCGCCCAGGCCUUCUGCCGCCUCGCUGCCGUCAAAGGCGCCCUCUAUUGCGUGCCAACCCUUACUUUUCUCUGCGCGCGCCACCCUCCACCUGUUCCCGCACCUGCACCCGCACCUGCACCCGCACCUGCACCCGCACCUGCACCUGCACACGCACAUGCACACGCACAUGCACACGCACAUGCACACGCACACGCACAUACACACGCACAUGCACACACACAUGCACACGCACAUGCACCUGCACACAUACACCCGCACCUGCACCCGCACCUGCACCAAGGGCUGGACCUGCAAGGAGCAGCAAUGAAUGGCAUCUAUGCUCCAUACCCGCAUCCCUCACCAUCUACCAGAAUAUCCCCCGUCGUCUUUGCCCCAUGUACCAAUCCCCUCCCGCGGCGCAUCCCCCCUUCCCCCCCCCCUCCCCCCCCCCAGCACACGGGGCGGUGUGAGGGAGUGGCGUUGGAGGACGGGCAGCUGCUGGGCUCGCCCCUCGUGCUCCUCGGCCCCUCCUUCCUCCCCAACCCACUGCCCCCCGCACCAUCCGCCGCACCACCCGCAGCACCACCCUCAGCAGAGCCCGCAGCAGUGAGCGGCAGUGUUGAAGCACGUGGGAGCGCAGCAGGUGGCAGUGACACGUGUGUGGGUGGGGUAGGGACGAGCCCAGGCGUGGCGGGGUCUCAGUCUCACGGUGGCGGUGGCGGCGCUGGUGGUGGUCUGGACAGCGCAGGCAAGACAAGUGCCGAAGGGGAGAGGGGGGAAGAGGAGGAGGAGCAGGGGGAGGGGGUGGUGGCGCGCUGCAUUUGCAUCACCGACGGUUCCCUGCAUCAACACAUGCACACUCUCGUUGCUGUGCUGCCGCCCACAUGUGAGUGCUGCCGCCCACGUGUGAGUGUAGCUGCUGAGAGGUGUAGGCAAGACUGCCCUUCUCUGGCUCCCAGCUCGUCUCAUUCUCUUUCCCAUGCAACGUGUCUCUCAUCUGGAGCGUCUUAA
Messenger RNA from Closterium sp. Yama58-4, 3978 nucleotides. NCBI's taxonomy places the organism in Eukaryota, Viridiplantae, Streptophyta, Zygnematophyceae, Desmidiales, Closteriaceae. The record is from the annotation of a GenBank genome assembly.